Messenger RNA from Salvia miltiorrhiza (redroot sage), 2090 nucleotides. Its product is annotated as pentatricopeptide repeat-containing protein At5g04780, mitochondrial-like. The record is from RefSeq and is a predicted model, not a curated record. Gene Ontology annotation, molecular function: zinc ion binding; RNA binding; protein binding. The coding region runs from base 1 to 1905 and encodes 634 amino acids. Gene Ontology annotation, biological process: RNA modification. The transcript has a single exon. NCBI's taxonomy places the organism in Eukaryota, Viridiplantae, Streptophyta, Magnoliopsida, Lamiales, Lamiaceae.
AUGAAAUUCUUGUACAGAAAAAGUAAAUCUCGUUUAACAUUUACCUUUCAUCACAAAAGCUUUUCAACAAUCUCCACUGCCAAAGCUGAGCUACCAUUCCAACAACACCAAGAAGAAGAAAAAGAAGAAGAAGAAGAAGACCAUGUUUGGAUAUGCACCAGAAAAACCUUUCUGCAAAUGCAGCAAACCAUCGUCCAAAAAUGCGCCAAACAUCGAUCAAUCCUGCCGGGAAAAUCCUCCCACGCACAGAUCAUUCAAUUCGGGCUUCAAUCCGACAUUUCCACCUCCAACAUGCUCAUCAACAUGUACUCCAAAUGCGGCGCCGCGGAUCACGCCCGCAAGGUGUUCGACGAAAUGCGCCUGAGAAGCGUGGUCUCCUGGAACACCAUGAUCGGCGCCUACACUCAAAACGGGAACGCUUCCGCCGCUCUGAACCUCUUCGUCGCGAUGCUGAGAGACUCAUCCGAGUUCAGCGAGUUCGCCCUCUCGAGCGUGCUCUGCGCCUGCGCCUCGAACGCGCUCGCGUUCGAGAGCAAGCAGCUGCACGCCGUCGUCAUCAAGUCGGCGAUGGAGUCCAACGCCUUCGUCGGCACCGCAUUGCUCGACGUCUACGCGAAAUGCCGUUCAAUCGCCGACGCCUCGCGCCUGUUCGACACAAUGCCUGAGAGAAGCGAUGUCACAUGGAGCUCAAUGAUGGCUGGCCUCGUCCAAAACGACCUCCACGAGGAGGCCUUGCGAUUGCUCCUCGCGGCGCAGAGGAACGCCGUGGAGACGAACGUGUUCAUGCUCUCGUCCGUGCUCUCCGCCUGCGCGGCCUUGGCCGCCUUAAUCGAAGGGAAGCAAGUGCACGCGGUCGUGUGGAAGUCCGGCUUCUUCGCGAACGAGUACAUCGCCUCGUCUCUCGUGGACGUCUACGCGAGAUGCGGGAGCAUCUCGCACGCCCACUCUGUUUUCUCCGAGGCGGAGAAGGCGAAGGCGAACGUGAUCCUAUGGAACACGAUGAUCUCCGGCUUUGCUCGGCAUGCCAGGCCGUUGGAGGCGAUGAUGCUGUUCGAGAAGAUGCAGCAGGCGCUGCUCCGCCCGAGCGAGGCGACCUACGUCUCCAUCCUCUCCGCGUGCGCCCACAACGGAUUGGCCGAGACGGGGCGAAGAUACUUCGCCAUGAUGAAAACAGAGCAUGAUCUGAACCCCAACUCUGUCCACUACUCGUGUAUGGUGGACAUCCUCGGGAGGGCGGGGAUGAUCGCGGAGGCGAAGGCUCUGAUCGAGGAGAUGCCGUUUGAGGCCACCCCGUCCAUGUGGGGCUCGCUCCUCGCCUCGUGCAGGGUUCAUAGAAACGUCGAGGUGGCUGAGGUUGCAGCGAGGGAGUUGUUUAAGAUCGAGCCACACAAUGCCGGCAACCACGUGCUGCUCUCAAACAUAUACGCCGCGAGUGGGAGGUGGGACGACGUUGCAGCCGCGAGGAAGCUGCUUAAAGGAAGCGCAGCGAAGAAGGAGAAAGGGAGGAGUUGGAUUGAGAUCAAAGACAAGGUGCAUUCAUUCAUGGUGGGGGAGAGGAGCCAUCCGCGGAUGGGGGAGAUCUACACGCGGCUGGACGGGCUGCUCGAGGAGAUGGAGAAGGCCGGGUUCACGGGGCACGUUGAGCACGAUCUGCACGACGUGGAGGAGGAGUGCAAGAGGGAGCUGCUGAAGCAUCAUAGUGAGAAGCUGGCUUUCACAUUGGGGUGGAUGUGUUUGCCUCAAUUCGUGCCGAUAAGGAUCAUGAAGAACUUGAGGAUCUGUGGAGACUGCCACCAGUUCAUGAAGGUGGCGUCGGCCGUGACGGCGAGGGAGAUCGUGGUGAGGGAUAAUAAUCGGUUUCACCAUUUUAGAGAGGGGAGGUGCUCUUGUGGGGAGUUUUGGUGAAGUGUGUGUUGUGUGUUUUUUUGGAAAGUUUUGGUGAGUUUAUGGAGAUGGAGGUUGAAGAGGUGGUUAGAAACUAGGAGUUUUUUUAUGUGGGAAUGCUUGUUAGGGAAAGUGAUGUAUGAUUCUUUUAUAGUGAAAAAGAAUAUGAAUUAAAAAAAUUCUACUCUACCUUUUCACCCGAUUCA